Messenger RNA from Lolium rigidum, 561 nucleotides. Its product is annotated as lectin-like. The transcript has a single exon. Lineage: Eukaryota; Viridiplantae; Streptophyta; Magnoliopsida; Poales; Poaceae. The record is from RefSeq and is a predicted model, not a curated record. Bases 1 to 561 code for a protein of 186 amino acids. Gene Ontology annotation, molecular function: chitin binding.
AUGGCCAUGAACAUGAAGGCCCACGCACUAUGCAUGUUGGUCCUUGCCAUUGCUGCAGUGACCGCCCUUGGCUUCAGUAGCGAUGAAAAUGUUGUGCCCGGCAACGCGCAAUGUGGAGGCAGAAGGAAGUGCGGCGGUGGCCUCUGUUGCAGCAGGUUCGGGUACUGCGGCCUCGGUGGCGACUACUGUGGUGUCGGGUGCCAGAACGGCCCGUGCUAUAGAAUAGCCAACGUUGAUGAGAAUGAUGUGCCCAGCAACGCGCAGUGCGGAGGCAGAAGGAGGUGUGGCGGUGGCUUAUGCUGCAGCAGGUAUGGGUUCUGCGGCCUCGGCGGCGACUACUGUGGUGUCGGGUGCCAGAACGGGCCGUGCUAUAGAACAGCCAGCUACGAUGAAAAUGCCCUCCCCGCCAACGCGCAGUGCGGAGGAAGAAAGAAGUGUGGUGGCGGCCUCUGCUGCAGCAAGUACGGGUACUGCGGCCGCGGCCGUGACUACUGUGGUGUCGGGUGCCAGAGCGGUCCGUGCAGCAAAGCGGCCGACGUCCUCUCCGAUGAAAUGAUGUAG